Molecule: messenger RNA, 1308 nt
Organism: Fusarium graminearum PH-1
Lineage: Eukaryota; Fungi; Ascomycota; Sordariomycetes; Hypocreales; Nectriaceae
Exons: 8
Coding region: 1-1308 (435 amino acids)
Biological process (GO): intracellular zinc ion homeostasis; zinc ion transmembrane transport
Cellular component (GO): membrane
Molecular function (GO): zinc ion transmembrane transporter activity
Source: RefSeq, a predicted model, not a curated record
AUGAAAAUCUCCAAGAAACAGAGGUUAAUAUUCACGAUUUGCAUAUCGUUCUCUUUCUUUGCCGCUGAGCUAUCGGUUGGCUUCUACACUCAUUCCAUCGCACUCAUCGCCGACGCCUUUCACUACCUUAGCGACCUUAUCGGAAUAAUCGUCGCCCUAGUCGCGCUGGUGUUACAAGAUCGAUCCAAACCAGCACCGCAAGAGUCCACCUAUGGCUGGCAAAGAGCAACGAUAUUAGGCGCCUUUUUCAACGGUGUAUUUCUCCUGGCGCUGGGCGUCAGUAUCUUAGUACAAGCCAUCGAAAGAUUUGUGAGCAUCGCUCGCGAUAACGUACACGUCCAAGAGCCAAAAUGGAUUCUGAUAGUCGGUAGCGCCGGUCUAGCUCUCAACAUUCUGGUCCUUUCUUUCCUUCACGAACAUGAUCAUGGACAUGACCAUCACGGACAUGAGCAACGCGACCACUUCGACGGGGAGCAGCAUCAUGAUACUGAUCUGACGACUCAUGAUACAACAAGUACAUGCGAGGCUCCUUUGACAUCUACCACAGGCAGUCAUCACGAACACAGGCACAUGUCAGUGGUUGUCAAGUCUCCAGGUAGAGACUUGGGAAUGCUAGGCGUUUUCAUUCACGUAUUGGGAGAUGCUAUUAACAACAUUGGUGUCAUCAUCGCAGCAGUCAUUAUUUGGAAGGUCAAAGGACAAGGAAGAUACUAUGCUGAUCCCGCAGUCGGAGUCUUUAUCUCGCUCAUGAUUCUUGCCUCGGCCGUACCACUCGUCAAAAACAGCGGCGCCAUUCUACUACAAACUGCACCAAGGGGCAUUAAUCUCGACGACAUCAAGCAUGACAUUGAAAAGGUGAUGGCGAAUAUUGACAAGAAGAGUUACGUCUUACAGAUUCAUGAUCAACUAACAAGCGCACAGAUACCUGGGAUCGAGUCGGUACACGAAUUGCACAUCUGGCGACUGGACCAGCGCAAAUCUAUCGCCUCCGCCCACAUCGUCGUUGACGAUAGAACUCUCGAGGGCUUUGUGGACAAGGCAAAGAUCAUCAUGGAGUGUCUCCACGCGUACGGAGUUCACUCAGCAACACUACAGCCUGAACUCGUCGCCUUGAGCCCCGUGACCAUAUCUGACAGCGGCCCCGAGUCUCCAGCAACGUUGAUCGACGCUAAUGACAACGCACCGACAAGCCGGCAACCACGAAGGGGCGAACAAGACUGCCAAUUGACUUUGAUCAGCGGUGUCGACGUCGCCUGCCAUUUCGUUUUAGAUCUGAGUGAUCAACGGGGAAUGAGACGACGCCAAUAG